GUGUUUUGUUUUGUUGUUGUUGUUGAUGUUUCCAAUUCUCCACCCAAGGGAUCCAGGGGCUCCUUUGGCCAGCAGUUCUCUGGUAGAGGUGUAACUUGCUGGAGAAAAGUCAGGGGAGAGGGUACAUGUUUGUAUGAAAACUAAAUGCAUUUCCCAGAUCAUGAUACAUGCUCUUGCACCCACAGAACCAACAGGGCCCAGGCUUCCUUUGACAAACUUUGUUCAGCCCUUAGAAACAAAGGCUCACUUUUACCCCGAGGUAAACUUUUUAAGAUUGAGAUACACAGGACACUUAGGAUGGUUUUUUUAAAGAAAUAAAUCAAUAUGAUCCCUUUCUACUGUUACAAAUAACUAUGACCACUCAAAACAAAUAUGAAAAAAAUUUGUAAGUGAACUGGAGUAAAAUCUUCGUGGUAGAAAGAGGGAGAUGCAGAGGGAAGGGGGGCAGAAAGAAAUAGCAACAGACCGUGAGAGAAACGGUAGAGGAAAGAAAACAGGAGGGAAAAGGAAGAAACGGGUAAGGAACGGUGGGGGACGACUAGGGCAGAAGAGAAGUGCUAAUAAAGGAAAGUCCCUCUGCAACUCGGUAGGAUCCACCUCUAAAGGGACCCAGCCGGACAGAUGCCCACCGGGCGAAGUCGGGCGGAUAGGCUCCCCCGGUACUCUCCUGCCCGGAGCGCCCCCAGGCCCGGCGCGCCUCGGGACAGGAGCGCGGCCCAAUGGUUCUCUCCGGGCCCGCCCCCUCGCUCGCUGAUUGGUUGCUGCCGCGCUGGCCUUGCCUUAUUAACAAGUUCUCAGGGGAGCGGCGGCGGACCCGGAGCCGGCCAGUGCGCCCGGGAACUCGGCCUGCGCGGCGUAGGGAUCCAGGCCCAGCUCGCCGGAGCUGGCCUUUGGGGGAGCCGCAGGAGGCUCGCGCGGGAGGGCCGGCCGGGCCAGGGCCCCGGGAGCUCGCAGAAUCCGGCCGCGCUCCCAGCCCGCCCAAAACCCAUGCUCCAGGGCUGGCCCGAGCUGCGGCUGGAGUGGGGGUCCGGCUCUGCAUGGCCCCGGCUGCUGCAAUGACUUCUUUGCCGCUCGGUGUCAAAGUGGAGGACUCCGCCUUCGGCAAGCCUGCCGGGGGAGGCGCUGGUCAAGCCCCCAGCGCUGCUGCGGCCACGGCGACCGCCAUGGGCACAGAUGAGGAGGGGGCCAAGCCCAAAGUGCCCGCUUCGCUCCUGCCCUUCAGCGUGGAGGCCCUCAUGGCUGAUCACAGGAAGCCCGGGGCCAAGGAGAGCGUCCUGGUGGCCUCCGAGGGGCCUCAGGCAGCGGGUGGCUCGUUGCAGCACUUGGGCACCCGGCCCGGGUCGCUGGGCGCCCCGGACGCGCCCUCCUCGCCGCGGCCUCUGGGCCAUUUCUCAGUCGGGGGACUCCUCAAGCUGCCAGAAGAUGCUCUGGUGAAGGCCGAGAGCCCCGAGAAGCCAGACCGGACCCCGUGGAUGCAGAGUCCCCGCUUCUCCCCGCCCCCAGCCAGAAGACUGAGUCCCCCGGCCUGCACCCUACGCAAGCACAAGACCAACCGCAAGCCCAGGACGCCCUUCACCACCGCGCAGCUGCUGGCUCUGGAGCGCAAGUUCCGCCAGAAGCAGUAUCUGUCCAUCGCUGAGCGCGCCGAGUUCUCCAGCUCGCUCAGCCUCACCGAAACGCAGGUGAAGAUCUGGUUCCAGAACCGCCGCGCCAAGGCCAAGAGACUGCAGGAGGCCGAGCUGGAGAAGCUGAAGAUGGCCGCGAAGCCCAUGCUGCCGCCCGCCGCCUUCGGCCUCUCCUUCCCUCUCGGCGGCCCUGCUGCGGUAGCCGCGGCGGCCGGCGCCUCGCUCUACAGUGCCUCUGGUCCCUUCCAGCGCGCUGCGCUGCCCGUGGCGCCCGUGGGACUCUACACGGCCCAUGUAGGUUACAGCAUGUACCACCUGACAUAGGUGGGUCCAGAAUCGCCUCCCUGUGGUGCCACUACCCCCGCCCCCAGCCACCUCUUCUAGUAGCUGGAGUCCUUCCUAGGAAGCUCCGCUGCCCACCACCACCUGCCCCUUCUCUUAAAACCCCCUGCUACAGUUCCUCCAGUUCCUUCCUACUGUUCUCCGACUCUGAUCCCAUCUAAGGGGGAGAAAGUGGCUUUCGGAAGGGUUUGGAUUCUUCGAGAGAAUCUAGAUUUACACCCGCGAGUUAUAGAUGUGGAAAUUAAGGGCACAGAGGCCAAGAGAUUUAUCCGUGGUCCCCGGCAGAAUUAGAGCCGGGUUGAAGGAGACUAGAGGCCAAAGGGACUAGAGGCCAUGACUCCAUCAGCUGCUUCCGGUCCUGGAGCCAGGCUGGACUUGCGCAGAGAAAUUGCUGUUUGGUGCUUCGGGAAACGAACACGGUCCUGUAGAAAGCAAGGAGCCCAGCUCCUUCCACUCUCAAACUCCCAAGAGCUUUAGCAGCAAAGCAUUGCUCUGAGGGGGCAGGGCGCGUGCUGGUGCUUUAUAAAGGUAGGUUGAAGAGAAUUUCCCAGGACCAGGAUAAAAAAAAGUAAGAAAGAAAAACAAAAUCUGUUUCUAUUUAACAGUACAUUGUCGCGGCUCUCGAACAUCCCUUUUGAAGGGAUCGUGUGUACUAUGUAAUAUAUUGUAUAUUUGAAAUUUUAUUAUCAUUUAUAUUAUAGCUAUAUUUGUUAAAUAAAUUAAUUUUAAGCUACAA
Peromyscus californicus insignis is the source of this 2703-nucleotide messenger RNA. Its product is annotated as homeobox protein MSX-1. Gene Ontology annotation, cellular component: nucleus. The record is from RefSeq and is a predicted model, not a curated record. The transcript is spliced from 2 exons. Gene Ontology annotation, molecular function: DNA-binding transcription factor activity, RNA polymerase II-specific; RNA polymerase II transcription regulatory region sequence-specific DNA binding. Bases 720 to 1949 code for a protein of 409 amino acids. NCBI's taxonomy places the organism in Eukaryota, Metazoa, Chordata, Mammalia, Rodentia, Cricetidae. Gene Ontology annotation, biological process: embryonic morphogenesis; regulation of transcription by RNA polymerase II.